AUGCAAUUAUAUGAGGAAAUGCUUGAUGAGAAAGAGGAGACAACCCCCGACCAAGAGACGCUCCAAACAUAUGAAGUCUUCCAAGUUGAAGAGGAGGAAAUCUCUAAUGGUAAGGGAGCUCCGAAGGUAGAAUUGAAACCACUACCUUCGAGCUUGAGGUUUGUCUUUUUGGAUGCUAAUGAUACUUUUCCAGUCAUUGUCAAUGCUAACCUCACGGAAGAGCAAACCUCCUCAUUGCUUAGUGUUUUAAAAAAGCAUAAGAAGGCUUUGGGUUAUACUCUUGAUGAUCUCAAGGAAAGGUGUGAGAGUUCCAACUUGGUGCUUAUUUGGGAGAAAUGCCACUUCAUGGUGGAAAAUGGCAUUGUUCUUGGCAAUAAAAUCUCCCAAGCGGGCAUCGAAGUUGAUGGUGCAAAGGUUGAUGUGAUCGAGAAGCUUCCUCCUCCCACAAAUGUGAGAGAAGUGAGGUCCUUCCUUGGUCAUGCCGGCUUUUACCGCCGCUUCAUCAAAGAUUUCUCUUUGAUUGCUAAGCCUCUCACAUCUCUCUUGCAACAAGAUAAAGAAUUUGUAUUUGAUGAAGCUUGUCAUGAGUCAUUUUGUAGGUUGAAAAAGGCUCUUUGCACUGCCUCCAUUGUCCAAGGACCGGAUUGGCCUCUACCAUUCGAGCUAAUGUGUGAUGCGAGCGACGAGGCCAUUGGAUCGGUUCUAGGACAAAGAAAGGAUGGGAAACUUCAUGUUAUAUACUAUUUGUCCAAGACCCUCAACGAUACUCAACGGAAUUAUACAACUACCGAGAAAGAGUUCUUGGCGGUUAUUCAUUCAUUUGAGAAGUUUAGAACCUACCUCAUUGGUUCUAGGAAAAUAGUGUAUACCGAUCACUCGGCUCUCAAAUAUUUGAUAGGCAAGAAGGAGGCCAAACCGAGGUUGUUGAGAUGGGUCUUGGUCCUCCAAGACUUUGAUUACGAAAUGAGAGAUAAGAAGGGGGCCGAGAACGUGGUAGCGGACCACCUCUCUAGGUUGGGAGGUGCAAGAAUACAUGAAGAAGGUUUACCAAUUGAAGAUGCCCUAAUGGAUGAUGUCUUAUAUGCUCUUGAGGCAAAAUUGGACCCUUGGUAUGCGGAUAUUGUGAACUACUUGGCUUGUAGUGCCAUACCUCGGGAUUUCACUCCUCAACAACACCGAAGGCUCAAGCAUGAAGCAAGGAAGUAUAUAUGGGAUGACCCCAUGUUGUUGAAGAGAGAGGUGGAUGGACUUUUGAGAAGAUGUGUUCCUAAUGAAGAGUUCCAAGAUGUGCUCUUAAUGACCGCCUUCAAGACUCCUAUAGGGACUACCCCCUAUAAGCUUGUUUAUGGGAAGAAUUGUCAUUUACCCGUAGAGAUGGAGCACCGAACGCAUUGGGCAAUCAAGCAAAUCAACUUUGAUCUCCACAGUGCGGGUGAGCAAAGACUUCUAGAGCUUCAUGAGUUGGAAGACUUGAGAAUGAACGCAUAUGACAGUGCACGACUCUACAAAGCAAGAACCAAGGCAUGCCACGACGCGCAAAUUUCCAAGAAGGAAUUUGUGGAAGGACAAAAGGUCCUACUCUACAAUUCAAGACUCAAGCUCUUCCCCGGGAAACUGAGGUCUAGAUGGAGCGGUCCAUUUCAAGUAUCCAAAGUCUUUACUUAUGGCUCAGUUGAGGUAUUCAAUGACAAGUACCCUCCAUUCGAAGUGAAUGGGCACCGUCUCAAGCCAUACUAUGAGGGUCAACCAAUUGAGAAGCCGGAAAAUUUAUCGCUCAUUGAUGUUUUCAAGUCACCAUGA
Molecule: messenger RNA, 1800 nt
Organism: Chenopodium quinoa (quinoa)
Lineage: Eukaryota; Viridiplantae; Streptophyta; Magnoliopsida; Caryophyllales; Amaranthaceae
Exons: 3
Coding region: 1-1800 (599 amino acids)
Source: RefSeq, a predicted model, not a curated record